This is a messenger RNA of Dichotomopilus funicola, 1251 nucleotides long. RefSeq names its product P-loop containing nucleoside triphosphate hydrolase protein. Gene Ontology annotation, cellular component: cytoplasm. The record is from RefSeq and is a predicted model, not a curated record. The transcript has 5 exons. Gene Ontology annotation, molecular function: ATP hydrolysis activity; GTP binding. Bases 1 to 1251 code for a protein of 416 amino acids. Lineage: Eukaryota; Fungi; Ascomycota; Sordariomycetes; Sordariales; Chaetomiaceae.
AUGCCUCGCGACCCCUUAAUUGGCCUCGUCGGCAAGCCCAGCGCGGGCAAAUCCAGCACUCUCAACUCGCUCACAGAUGCCUCGUCUAAAGUCGGAAACUUCCCAUUUACAACCAUCGACCCCCAACGCGCGAUCGGCUACCUCCAAAUCGACUGCGCCUGUGCACGACACAACGUCACCGAGCGAUGCAAGCCCAACUACGGCGCCUGCGUCAACGGGCGACGCAGCGUCCCCAUCGAGCUACUCGACGUGGCCGGGCUGGUCCCCGGCGCCCACCAGGGCAAAGGGCUGGGCAACAAGUUCCUGGACGACCUGCGGCACGCGGACGCGCUGAUCCACGUGGUGGAUGUGUCGGGCACGACAGACGCCGAGGGCAAGAAUACGCGCGGCUACGACCCAAGUGUUGAUAUUGCGUGGCUGCGGAGUGAGAUUGUUGCUUGGAUCCGCGGGAAUUUGAUGGAUAAGUGGGGGUCUAUUAAGAGGAGGCAUAUCGCGGUGAAAGCGACGGCGGUUGAGACGCUUCAGAAUCAGUUCAGUGGGUAUGGGAGUACGUCGUCGGUGGUGGCGAGGACGUUAGAUCGGCUGGGGUUGAAGGAGCCGUUAGAGGACUGGAGUGACGAGACCAUCGAUCGAGUAGUCAACGCCUUCACCGACGAGAAGUUCCCCACCGUCAUCGCGCUCAACAAAAUCGACCACCCCGACGCCGACAAGAACAUUGCCAAGAUCGCCAAGAUGCAAGAUCCCAACACCAUUGUCUUGUGUUCCGCGAUAUCCGAAAUCUUCCUCCGCAAGCUCGCCAAGCAGGGCUACAUCCGGUACACAGAAGGGAGCGAGUUUGUCGACACGCGCGAGGAUCUCAUAGCCGACGGCGACCCAGACGGCGGGGGGUUGAAAGACCUGGACGACAAGAAUCGCGCGAGGAUAGAGAACCUCAAAGACAUGGUGCUGUAUCGCUUCGGCUCGACUGGCGUCGUACAGGUGCUAUCCAAGGCUGCCGAGAUCCUUGGGCUGGUGCCCGUGUUCCCAGUGCGAAAUACCACGACGUUCGGGUCCGGCUCGGCUGACUCCAAGGCCGUGUUUCGGGACUGCGUGUUGGUAAAAAAGAACUCGACGGUAGCAGAUGUGGGGAGGAAGAUCAUGGGAGAUGCGCCGAUUGCGUAUAUUGAGGGCGCGGGCGGAAUUAGGGUGGCUGAUGAUCAAAUAGUAGGAGUAGGGAAAAACGAUAUAUUAUCAUUCAAAGUAGGGAAAUAG